Messenger RNA from Trichoderma reesei QM6a, 344 nucleotides. RefSeq lists its product as uncharacterized. Bases 1 to 210 code for a protein of 69 amino acids. The record is from RefSeq and is a predicted model, not a curated record. Lineage: Eukaryota; Fungi; Ascomycota; Sordariomycetes; Hypocreales; Hypocreaceae. Gene Ontology annotation, biological process: mitochondrial respiratory chain complex IV assembly. The transcript is spliced from 3 exons. Gene Ontology annotation, cellular component: mitochondrial inner membrane.
AUGUCAUCCCAUUCCACCUACUACGACCGGCGCCUGCGGCAAGGCCCUGCCCUCGUUCGAGCUCGACGGCCAUACCUCUUCAAGAAUGCAGUGACGGGCCUCGGCCUGUUUGCCCUCGUCGGAGGAGUCUACUGGUAUACCCUUAACGCUGUCGGCCAGGACGACUUCGAGGACGUCAAGGUCCCGGAUGCGCCACGACAGGCCAAAUGAACGACAUUACUGUUAUCUGCAUAUUCAAACUUCAAGAGGGAAUUAAUUUAGGCGACAACAUGGGGGCGCUUGGGUGUUGCGAAUGAACAUCUGUCAGCUAAUAUGCUGUGUAUUAUAUAUCAAUUCUUUUCCAG